AUGAUAACUCUAUUCGUCUUUGGAAUGUAAAAACAUCAAACGAAAUACUCCAAUCAGAUAGUAGCUAUAAAGAUUUGCUUUCCUAGUUUAACAUACCUCUUCAGAAUAGCUCCUUAUUGCCAAAUGGUAUUUAUUGUUAAUUAUUAUUUAGUUAAUCCUGAUCGUACAAUACUUAGAAUAUGUUAGAAACCUUUAUUUGAAGCAUCAGGAACACUUAUCUUAUAAGGAUAAUUCAGUAAUCAUUAAGGGAAAGAUUUAAAACCAUUGUUUAAAUCAAAAGGAAGUUGCUUUUUAGAGAACUUAAAGCAAAAGUGAAUUUGAUUAUUCAUUCAAAACAUUACAAUUAUAAUUUUAAUCAUUUUCUUAUAACUUUUUGCAUAAAAUGUGUUUUUUGUUUCUAUUAAACUAUUUAAAUAAUAUUGAGAUUGUUAGAAACGUUAUAAAUUGA
Molecule: messenger RNA, 448 nt
Organism: Paramecium octaurelia
Lineage: Eukaryota; Ciliophora; Oligohymenophorea; Peniculida; Parameciidae
Source: the annotation of a GenBank genome assembly